Vollenhovia emeryi is the source of this 2028-nucleotide messenger RNA. RefSeq lists its product as uncharacterized. Lineage: Eukaryota; Metazoa; Arthropoda; Insecta; Hymenoptera; Formicidae. The transcript is spliced from 2 exons. The record is from RefSeq and is a predicted model, not a curated record. Bases 227 to 544 code for a protein of 105 amino acids.
CAACUAUAUGCUUAGAAAAUGUGUCGUACGACAAAUGCAAUAUUAAAUUAAUUGGAUGAUACAUUUAUCAAAUUUUGUAACUUAUGGCCUAUAGACUGAUUCUUGGAAAUAUCGUUUAAGCUCUUUGUAUAAAUAUCUGCGUAAACGAUGCUUAGAUUAAAGGAUUAAACAUGCGCGAUGAUUAUCUUUUGCAAUAUUACGUAUUUGGGACACUAUUUUAACUCGAAUGUAUCUUUGUAUUACAGAUGAAUGCAGUUUCGACUCCACUGUUGCGGCAUCAGUAUCGGCUCUGACAGAAAGUCCGAUGCGGAACAAGAAAUCGGAACAAGUGCCACGUCCGGCUAAGAUCUCUCGUGCUUGGCCGGUCUUCCGACGCGGGUCGACGGACGGCGCCGAAAGAAUCAUCGCUCCACCGACCGGUAAGUCCUUACUUGGAAUUCUCCAUGUCGAACGUAAUUGGGUACCGUCUCCUCGUCCUGGUUUCACCGAGCGAUUUAGCGGUGCGAUCUGUGCGCGAAGGAUUAACUAUGUAACUCGCUUUUAACGGUCGUUAUCGUUAAUUCGAUCGCGCGACGAAUCGAUAAGCCGCGGCGAUUGCGAGGGACGAAACCGGCCGGCGAACGGUCUCGCCCUCGUCCCGAAUUAUGUAGUUUUCCGUCCGAGCACAUUCGAAUACAAGGAUCUAUAAAUUGCGAGGUAUCCUGAGAUAAGGAUCCAUAUUGCAAAAUAACAAAGUCGCCGAAUCGUCUAGACUCUAUGAAUUUCUUCCUGUCGCGUUACGCUCGACGGAAGAAAAAGUUGCGAUUUAAUCCACGCUCGCUCGAGAAAGGGAGCCGGUGAUCACGUGAUCCAAUACGAAGAGCGUUCUUGAACGACACUCGACUUUCGUGAGGAAGGGUGGAAAGGGCGGGGAGGGGAGAGGAUUCCGCGUUCGGACGGCGGAGGAGAGAAGGAGGAGGCUGUACUACGAAGGAUGGAGAGAAACGUUCAUUAUUCUAUUCCGGCGGAGCGAGGCCAGCAAUCUGGUCUUAUAAAAUAAACCACUCUAGCUCGCCCGCGGUCGGCGCGACGCGUCAAAUAAAUCGUAGCUCGCUUCUUAUGAGCUUACUUGCAAUUUCAAUCCUGCCUCCCGCCUCGAUCGUCCACCCGCCCGUCCUCUCUCUCUCUCUCUCUCUCUCGCUCGAUUUCCGAAUCUCCCGUCUCGCUCUCUCGUUUCGCAUUCGCAUGAAAUAAAUUUUUCGUGGGGCACUUGAACGCGUUCCUGCUCACGGCGGAGUGCGCAGGAAAGAAUCGAAAGGACGAAGGACCGAGGAAAUACAAUGCGCCGCACUGUACACAUGUUGCACAGUUGUUGCACCGAUCGAGGACGCUCGCAUUGAGAAGACGCCAGUCAGAGCUCCGAUUUUUGUUGCGGUUAUAUGCCCAGGUCACGCUCGCUCAUUGUCAGCCAUACAGAAGUAUUUAAGAGAGCCCUACGAACGUGCACUUUUGCUCGGUCUUUAGCGAAGAGAUAUUCAGAUCGAGGAUUUGUAAAUUCAAUAGCACAACCUGUGAGAAUGUUUUGGAAAGAUCUUGGAAAGUUUACAAGACUAGACUGCACGUCAAACGGUUAUUUGCGCGAAACCGAUAACCGUUUGGGGGUUCGGUGAAACGUCUGAAUCUUGUCCCGGAGAGAGACGUUAAUCAGCAAUUUCGCAAGAGAGACCCGGCUGGAUGUCACCGGAUGCGAGGAAGACUCAUGCGUGCCACGCGAUCGCGGACAAUACGGGAGGCAGAGAAACCGCGCGUGUAAUUCAUCUGGAGCGUGUAUAUUAUCGUUCGCGCCGGACCUGCUCGGCCCGGCGGCGUUUUGCUCGUGUAAACACCGGAAGCGAACGCAGUUGCUCGCUUGAUGAUUCGCUCGAGACAAUCUCUCCGCGGGCACUUCCAGUCCAUCUCGCGUGCCGGGUUUAGGUGUAAUUUAAGAAAAAGCGCCGCGCGUUAAAACCGACGAUUAUUUUGGUGCCCGAGUCAAGCGGCGAGGGAAGG